This is a messenger RNA of Symbiodinium sp. CCMP2456, 2481 nucleotides long. The record is from the annotation of a GenBank genome assembly. Lineage: Eukaryota; Dinophyceae; Suessiales; Symbiodiniaceae.
AUGCCUCGACGUCCUGCGGAGAUCCCGCCUGACGACGAGUGGUCCCAGGAAGCUGCGAAAACCUUUUGGUGGGGAAACUGGAGGGAUCCUAGCAACUGCUUAUUUCCGUGGCUGUACGAAGAUGGACAGCCUCGUCCGCAAUACCCGAUGAAGGAUGACUGGGGUGUGCAACCGUUUCCAGUGGAUUAUGAUUCCGAGUGGGCUCGCGGCAGGCCCCAAUGGGAGGUUUACCUCGAUGCGUAUGAUGCUUGGAAUCGAGAGACUUGCCGCCUCAUUGAAGUGUACCGCCGCAAGGUGGAGGAGUUAGAUUACGAAGAAAGCGUGGAGGUUUACGAAGGCAAGUUUCCAGACGUCCCGGAGUAUCCCACAGCAAAUGCCGAUGUACUCGUGGCGGCGGCAGAACCUGAUGUUGUUGCUCUUGCCGAUGCCUUGGAAGACCCAGACAGUGACGUCAAUUGCAAGGACUGCGGCCUUUGGACACCUUUGAUGUACGCUGCAUUCGCUGGCAGCAUUGAGUGCGUCGAGUACCUCGUGGAUAAUGGUGCAAACCUCGAUGCUCGCAACAACCUGCAGGACACGGCAUACGACAUUGCAAUACAGGCAUUUGCCAAGAAGCAGUGUUUUGCUCAGCUUUGCAUCCUUGCAUACGCAUUGCAGCCAUGGUCGAUAACUCAACGUAGCGAUAUCAGGCUUUUCAUUGGUGGACUUGUCAGGCAUGCCGUCCUCGUGGACGAGGAGAGGAGAGAGACACCAUCAGAGCCAUUGUGGAGCCAUCACGUCCGGCUCGGUUCGCGAGACGCGGUCUGUGAGCUACCUGCACCAGACCUUGGCCGCCGCGAUGCUGCAGAGCGCGUUGCGCGCUUGGCUCGCUGGGCGCCCCUGCGCCAUCGAUGCCAUUCAUGGCGCAGAACAGAGGAGGAGAGUCUCAGCACGUCGACAAUCCCGUGGGUGUACCGUGUGUGUUUCUCAACGGAAGCUGUUGCAGUGGCACCGGCGCCUUGGUUGGACCGCCUGGAGCUAGGUUGGUACAACGAGAGUUUUGACCAAUACCAUGCGAAUGGCUCGGUCACCCUGCACUACGUGAACGGCUUUGCUCACAGAGAGAUGGCGGUGCGCUGUCAUUGCGGAGAAGGCCCGUCAAUGACGUCUUGGACAGGAGAUGCAGACGGCAACCAGUCGCUGGACAUUCAGCUUCCCAGCUGCUGCCCGCUUCGUCGUCCAGAUGCCACCCCGAUGUCUUCAACAGAGGCAUUCCAUUGGCUGGCCGCACCGCUGCACGGACUGGAGCCACCGUGCCUUGUGAUGCGGCGUGGGCGCUGGGACUUUCGUUUGUGCUUCGAUGGCAACCUGACGCAGGUCAACCUCAGCCGCUCGCCUGUGCAAAGUCCACAGGCCUUCAGCUUCCUUGGUGGCCCGGCCGUGAACGAGGUGGGCUUUGUGCCAGCCGAGCCUGCAGUGCCAGGGCAAGCCGUGGUUGACAGCACCCCAGGAGCAGAUCCAGCCUCUGUUGCAUCGGCGGCGGUGCCGGCACCGCUUGCAGAGGCCCUCGCCCCGAAGCCUCGGGGUGCGGGCCCCAGGGCGGCGGCGGAGCUCACGCUGCAGAGCGGUGAGGUUUGCCGAACCUCGAACGGCACGGAGCGCCAUCAGGUGCUCUUGAGGUUUAUUUGCCCAGCGAAUUGGCUGAGCUCUGCACCGGACACUGCUGGCGGGCACAGCGCCCUGAUCGCCGUAGAACGACCGCAGGGCUGCCGCUGGGUGGCUUGGGUUGCGACCCUCCUUCUUUGUGCAGACCCUCGUUUGCGGCCGCCUCCAGCGGAGGAGAGGCGAGCGAUUCACUGCAAGCGAGGCGGCAGGAACGAGGAAGUAGAGGGCAGUCACCCACAGCACCCUUCUGUGCCGGGGGAAGCAAAGACCUUUGACCAGGCCGACAGCAGAGCGGUCGAGGCAGCGCCGCCUCGAAGAGACCGGUCUGGCAUUUUGUUCCGCGUUGGACAGAUCGUGGUGAAUGUAGCGGAUGGCACACUCAGCGUAGUGGUUGGCUGGGACCGCAAGCCAAACCCGAAGAUACUGGCGCUUCGCCGACAGAGCUUGCCCGAGGAGUGGACCUCCAGUCCCCACUGUUUGUUGGCAGCACUGGCAGGGCAGCUCCCGCAAGCCGACGUCCUCCGGAGUGAUGCAAUGGGGCUUCCAGGCAAGAUCUCCUACGUUUCCCAGGACCAGCUCCGGGUUUACCGUGGACCCCAGCCAGACCGUCUGAGAGCGGCAUCAUCACUUGGCUUGACGCCGACAGGGAGUGGAGGUUACAUGCCUAUCUCCUGGCUUGCAGCUCUUUAUCCGCUGGAUGUUCAGCUGCAGCCAGAAGGUGGCCCUGAAGCAAUCGCGGACACGCCUCGAGCCUGGAGGACUGACGGCCAAGAGACACUGCUGAAUCUUCUGGCCGUGGGCUUGAAACUGCAGUCCUUGUAUUUUUUACGCAGUUGA